GACUCUGCCUGCCGGCGCGGCAGAACCAUGGGGUUGGCGGGCUCCGGACCGCCCGAGCAAUUCACAAGGCGCUCGGGCUCGCCCCCAUCGCUAACUCCGCCUAUUUAAUCCCGGCGGCUCCCCACUCUCCGUCCUCCUCCUGGCUCCUGCCCGCCCCCUUCGUCCGGGUGGUAGGAAACACUCCAGUCUCCAACUCGACGUGUCCGGAAAGCCCUGGCCAGUUUCCCUUUCGUUCUGCGGCCGCUGCUGCCAGCGCGCGGCUUCCUCAGACCCGCGGGCGCAGCCACCCGGGGUGAGGCGCCUGGGGGCCGCGGGCCGAGCGGCGGGGCUCCCCGAGCACCAUGCUGGACCCGUCUUCCAGCGAAGAGGAGUCGGACGAGGGGCUGGAAGAGGAGAGCCGCGAUGUGCUGGUGGCGGCCGGCGGCUCGCAGCGAGCAGCGCCGGCCCCGGCUCGGGAAGGGCGGCGGGACGCGCCGGGACGCGCGGGCGGCGGCGGUGCGGCCAGACCCGUGAGCCCGAGCCCCUCGGUGCUCAGUGAGGGGCGAGACGAGCCCGAACGGCAGCUGGACGAGGAGCAGGAGCGGAGGAUCCGCCUGCAGCUCUACGUCUUCGUCGUGAGAUGCAUCGCGUAUCCCUUCAACGCCAAGCAGCCUACCGACAUGGCCCGGCGGCAGCAGAAGCUUAACAAGCAACAAUUGCAGUUACUGAAAGAUCGGUUCCAAGCCUUCCUCAACGGGGAAACCCAAAUCAUAGCCGAUGAAGCAUUUUGCAAUGCGGUUCGGAGUUACUAUGAGGUGUUUCUGAAGAGUGAUCGAGUGGCCAGGAUGGUUCAGAGUGGAGGAUGUUCUGCUAAUGACUUCAGAGAGGUGUUUAAGAAAAACAUAGAAAAACGUGUGCGGAGUUUGCCAGAAAUUGAUGGCUUGAGCAAAGAGACAGUGCUGAGUUCAUGGAUAGCCAAAUAUGACGCCAUUUACAGGGGUGAAGAGGACUUGUGCAAACAGCCAAAUAGAAUGACCCUAAGCGCUGUAUCUGAACUUAUUCUGAGCAAGGAACAACUCUAUGAAAUGUUUCAGCAGAUUCUGGGUAUUAAAAAACUAGAACACCAACUCCUUUAUAAUGCGUGUCAGCUGGACAAUGCAGAUGAACAAGCAGCCCAGAUCAGAAGAGAACUUGAUGGUCGUUUGCAAUUGGCAGAGAAAAUGGCAAAGGAAAGAAAAUUCCCUAAAUUUAUAGCAAAAGAAAUGGAGACUAUGUAUAUGGAAGAGUUGCGGUCUUCAGUGAAUUUGCUAAUGGCCAAUUUGGAAAGUCUUCCAGUUUCGAAAGGUGGUCCAGAAUUUAAAUUACAAAAAUUAAAACGUUCACAGAAUUCUGCAUUUUUGGACAUAGGAGAUGAGAGUGAGAUUCAGCUGUCAAAGUCCGACGUGGUGUUGUCAUUCACCUUAGAGAUUGUCAUAAUGGAAGUGCAAGGUUUGAAGUCAGUCGCCCCCAAUCGAAUUGUUUACUGUACAAUGGAAGUGGAAGGCGGAGAAAAACUGCAGACAGAUCAGGCUGAAGCCUCAAGGCCACAAUGGGGAACUCAAGGAGAUUUCACCACUACCCAUCCUCGGCCCGUGGUCAAAGUAAAACUCUUCACGGAAAGCACUGGGGUCCUGGCCCUUGAAGAUAAAGAACUGGGAAGGGUAAUAUUAUAUCCAACUUCUAAUAGCUCCAAGUCUGCUGAGUUGCACAGAAUGCUAGUUCCAAAAAAUAGCCAGGACUCGGACUUAAAAAUCAAAUUGGCAGUGCGAAUGGAUAAGCCACCGCAUAUGAAACAUAGUGGAUAUCUGUAUGCCCUUGGACAGAAGGUUUGGAAAAGAUGGAAAAAACGUUACUUUGUUCUUGUACAGGUUAGCCAGUACACUUUUGCCAUGUGCAGUUAUAGAGAAAAAAAGUCUGAACCACAAGAGUUAAUGCAACUUGAAGGAUACACUGUGGAUUAUACAGAUCCCCACCCAGGCCUUCAGGGUGGUCAGAUGUUCUUUAAUGCUGUUAAAGAAGGAGAUACUGUAAUAUUUGCCAGUGAUGAUGAACAAGAUAGAAUAUUAUGGGUUCAAGCCAUGUAUAGGGCCACAGGUCAAUCAUAUAAACCCAUUCCUGCAAUUCAAACCCAGAAGCUGAAUCCUAAAGGAGGAACUCUCCAUGCAGAUGCUCAGCUUUAUGCAGACCGUUUUCAGAAACAUGGUAUGGAUGAGUUUAUUUCUGCAAAUCCUUGCAAGCUUGACCACGCCUUCCUUUUUAGAAUACUCCAGAGGCAGACUUUGGAUCACAGACUGAAUGAUUCCUAUUCUUGCUUGGGUUGGUUUAGCCCUGGCCAAGUUUUUGUGUUAGACGAGUACUGUGCCCGUUAUGGUGUGAGAGGCUGUCACAGGCAUCUCUGCUACCUUACAGAACUGAUGGAACAUUCAGAAAAUGGUGCUGUUAUUGACCCAACCCUGCUCCAUUACAGCUUUGCAUUCUGCGCCUCUCAUGUGCACGGCAACAGGCCUGAUGGAAUUGGAACUGUUUCAGUGGAAGAAAAAGAGAGAUUUGAAGAGAUAAAAGAAAGACUCUCUUCCCUUUUAGAAAAUCAGAUAAGCCAUUUCAGAUACUGUUUUCCCUUCGGACGACCUGAAGGUGCUCUAAAAGCUACACUUUCGUUGCUUGAAAGGGUUUUAAUGAAAGAUAUUGCCACUCCCAUACCAGCAGAAGAGGUGAAAAAAGUGGUCAGAAAAUGUCUUGAGAAAGCUGCCUUGAUCAAUUACACUAGACUCACAGAAUAUGCCAAAAUAGAAGGCCCAGCAGAAAAGGAAACAGAAACUGAAGCAGAGGUUACCAGCUACCAGCCAGUCCCUGGUCUCACAGCUAAGACCAUGAACCAGGCAACUCCUGCUAGAAAGCUGGAAGAGGUUCUUCACCUAGCAGAGCUCUGCAUAGAAGUCUUACAGCAGAAUGAAGAGCAUCAUGCAGAGGCAUUUGCUUGGUGGCCCGAUUUAUUGGCAGAGCACGCAGAGAAAUUUUGGGCUUUAUUCACAGUGGAUAUGGAUACUGCGCUGGAGGCUCAACCACAAGACUCCUGGGAUAGUUUUCCUCUUUUCCAACUGCUUAAUAAUUUCCUCAGAAAUGACACGCUUUUAUGUAAUGGAAAAUUUCACAAACACUUGCAAGAAAUCUUUGUGCCCUUGGUUGUCCGCUAUGUGGAUCUCAUGGAGUCCUCCAUCGCCCAGUCAAUUCACAGAGGUUUUGAGCAAGAGACGUGGCAGCCUGUCAACAACGGCUCAGCAACAUCAGAAGACCUUUUUUGGAAGCUUGAUGCACUGCAGAUGUUUGUCUUUGAUCUACACUGGCCAGAACAAGAAUUUGCCCACCACUUAGAGCAAAGACUUAAACUAAUGGCCAGUGAUAUGAUAGAGGCCUGUGUCAAAAGAACAAGAACUGCAUUUGAACUCAAGCUGCAAAAGGCAAGCAAAACAACUGACUUGCGCAUUCCAGCUUCUGUGUGUACCAUGUUUAAUGUAUUAGUCGAUGCCAAAAAGCAAAGCACCAAACUCUGUGCCCUGGAUGGAGGACAGGAGUUUGGUAGUCAAUGGCAACAGUACCAUUCAAAAAUAGAUGAUUUGAUUGACAACACUGUAAAAGAAAUCAUUUCACUCCUAGUUUCAAAGUUUGUUUCAGUGUUGGAAGGGGUGUUGUCUAAGCUGUCAAGAUAUGAUGAAGGCACUUUCUUCUCAUCCAUUCUGUCAUUCACUGUGAAAGCCGCUGCAAAAUAUGUUGAUGUUCCAAAACCAGGAAUGGAUCUGGCAGACACCUAUAUUAUGUUUGUUCGGCAAAACCAGGAUAUUCUUCGAGAAAAAAUCAAUGAGGAAAUGUAUAUAGAAAGGCUGUUUGAUAUAAGAAAACCGAGGAAGAGAGAAAGCAAGUGACACAUUGGCUCAGUUGAGCAAGUAAUAGCAUGAAGGAGCCAGCACUGCUCGCCCUGUCAGCUUCUGUGUUGAUAUUCUUCUCCUCUGGUGUGUUGACAGCCAGCCCUCACUGCCACGUCCAGAUGCGAGUCUCUCUCUUCCCCCAUGAAUGUCUGUCUCUGGGUCUAGCUGAGAAUGUUGAUAGGUGUAGGUUAGGUUGAACACUUCCUGUAUUUUUAACCGUAAUAGACUGGUUUCAGUUUUCCUUAAAUAUAGCCCUUACUCCUAUUCCAAACCAACAAAAAGUUUAUACUAAAAAUUUUCAAAAUGCUUAUGUUGUGAGGGUCUGUUUUGUGGAACCAAAUAUGAUGGUUUCUGUGGGAUGCCUUGAAUAGAGGAAGGUAACGUUGGUAUUAUUAUAUCAAAUUUACCAUUAAUAUUAAAUUCACAUUUUAAUGCUUAGAAAUGAGAAGUGAGUGGCCACUAUAUCACAGAAUUUAGUUGUAUUAAAUAGAUUUACUGUUGACAAAAGGAACACUCCGUGUAUAAUGAAGCAUUUCUAUUUACUUUUUAAUAUACCACUGAAACUGUAGGGCAUUAACGUUUCUAAGUAUUUUGUUGCUCUGUAAAGCUACAAAAUGAUCCUAAAGAAUCACUUAUAUUUAUCAAACUUACCAAAACCUUCAGCAUUUCCAAAAUAUUAUUUGUUCUUUUAUUUAACUCAAGUUAGCUUUUAAAAGGUACAUAUUUCCUAAGGCAAGGUUUUCAGAUGAUAUUUCAUUUCAACAUGGUGACUCAACAUUUGUAAAACAGACAGCUUUUCUUGGAAUAAAUGAAGAAAUACAUACAUACUGUGGAAAUUUAGCCAUUCCAUAUCUUAGUGCACUAAAAAGUAUUGGUUCUUUUUUUUUCCCCUGUUGUUCACCUAUUGAGACAAGCAUAGCUGGAGAAAAAUGAAAAUGUAUCAACUAGUUGUACCAAUUCAUAAUCAAUAAAAAACUGAACACUUAAGCAGAAAAUGUAUCACAGAUUUGUUCCCUAGCAAAGCUGUUAUUUUUACCUUGCCAUCAUCAUCAGAAGCCACAUUCUGACAGAAAUCAUUUGCUUGAAGCAGCCACAAUAUAUAAACCCUAUGUGGUCUUGUGAUUCAGAUUUAGGAAUAUCAGCCACAGAGGGUCUAAAGGCAUUGUGCAUUAGUAUGUAUUGAGACCUCAUUCCAGGUGGCAAGCAGCUGGACUUUUUAAAGAUAAAACUUCCAAAAUAAAUGUGAAGUGCCUGUUUCUAGGCAAUAAGUGUUAUAUUUAAUUGAAUCAUCCUCAAAAUGUAUAAAUUUGGCAGAAAAGGGAGUUGUGCAUAUUUAAUGUAUUUGUUUUGUAUUUCCACUCGUCAACAGAAUAAUGAAAUUCCUUAGCUACUUCUCUCUAACUUGCAUGAAGAAAGCACGGUAUGUUGCUAAAUCUCUUUUCACCAGCACUGUGGAGAAACAACUUUAAUCCUUGUUAGAAAAUUGCCGAGUCUGGGACUGACAAAGAGCUCAUGCUUGUUCCAUUGUUAGUGCUCCCCGGCCCCAAGAGCAGAGCCCUUUUCAGCGGGCGUGGAUCCCGCCCGGCUCAGCUGCACUAUUUAGGAGAGGAGGUUUGUCAAUUUCUAUUGACAAUGGAGAGAGUUUUUCAGGGCCUGUAGCAGUGCUAACACAGUUGGGGAUCAAUGCCAGCCAUUCAGACUGCACCCUCUUUCAUUGCUUUGGUUUGUUAAUUCAAGACUAAAGGUCCACUGAGGGGGUUCAGGGCGUUUAAGAAAGCUGAUGAACUGCAAGCAUUUAUAGCUCUGCUGUGGCGAUUUCCAUAGUCAGUGGCAACUCUUGGCACUGAGGGAGCUGUGUCCUUGUUGACCCUCUUGUUAUUAAAAAUGCACAAGUGCUGCGCUUCUCAAUAUUUCAACACUCUUUCAUUGUCAAUACCACCUUCUGAGCCCUUCAGCUUGUUGCUCGCUCUAAAGAUCUUCUUAGAUUGGGUUUGAAAACUUCACCUUAAACACUAGAUUAGCCUGAUGUUCUGUUUUCCGUGCUCCUGUUGAUUUGUUGAACCUUCCCAGGGUUGGAAAGCAAGUAGCAGCUUGAUGGGGAGACGGGCUGCUAAUAUGAUUCACCAGUCUACAGUCAUGCACAAUAAGUGUGAAUAAAUACAGGGGUCUCACAGAGUCAACCCUAGCCUUUCCUUUCCUUUUCUUUUUGCUUUAAAAGAGAUAUCUCAAGAAAAUGAAGUGAGUAAUGCAUGCCCUUACAGGAGCUGAAUGAACCACAAGAAGAAAAAAAAAAAGCAUAUUUUUUGUUAAAGUGGUAGGCUGCUGUCAUGGAUUGAUGUAGAAAAAGAAAAAAGUAGACUAUACACUUAUUGCUUUCUUCCUAAGUAGACCCAAACACAGAAUGUGGCCCUAAUGCCGUGCCCAGGACUUCAGUGCGAGCCGCAGCGCCCCUUCCUUGUCAUCCCCUGAAGGGGAAAGUAAAUAGUUGACCAAGUUGUUUUAUAAAAUUAACUUUUCCAAAAUGAAAGGACAUUUUCUGACGUUCACACUUUGCUGCACAUUCACCCUUUUCAAUUUUUUUUUCCUCUUUGUUUGCUUUGGGGGGUUGGUUUGGUUUGGUGGAGGGAGAAGCUAACCUACCUUUGACUUUUUUCUCAACAUGAAAAAAUAGGACCUAGCAUACUCCACAUCCAAAAGGAGAACACAUCACUUCCAGCCCCAGAAAUAGGAAAGUGCUAGUGAUUUCUGUUUGGUGGUUUUGUCUGCUUGCUUGCUUGUUUGGGGGUGUCUGUGUGUAUUUUACCGUAUACAAGAAAGAAGCAGUCCUAUUGGGUUUUUUGUUGUUGUUAGCUUAUUCUUAGUAGCAACAUAAACUCUGAGCUAAGCUACUGCUUUCUCAUUUGCUUGAUUUAUCUGAAAUUCCUCAAAAUG
This is a messenger RNA of Diceros bicornis minor, 6872 nucleotides long. It is a transcript of the gene CADPS2, whose product is annotated as calcium dependent secretion activator 2. Gene Ontology annotation, biological process: positive regulation of exocytosis; synaptic vesicle exocytosis; dense core granule exocytosis. The record is from RefSeq and is a predicted model, not a curated record. NCBI's taxonomy places the organism in Eukaryota, Metazoa, Chordata, Mammalia, Perissodactyla, Rhinocerotidae. Gene Ontology annotation, cellular component: glutamatergic synapse. Bases 342 to 3938 code for a protein of 1198 amino acids. The transcript is spliced from 29 exons.